AUGGGUAAAAUUUUACCGAUUCCUACACCAAACGAUGUUCAUGAAAUUGUCCAGGAUUCGUUGACAUCAAUAGGUGUUAAAUCAUAUGGAACAUUAACUUUUCCUCGUAAUAAAUCUCAUCAAGCAGAUUUUAUUCGUGUGCCAGAUAAUAUAAAUGUGAAUUAUGUUAAAGAAUUCUUAUAUCGAUAUUGCUCUCACGAAUGUCCAUCACUUGUUAUAUCGAUAACCGGUGAUGCAAAAGACUUUGAAAUGAAACCAAAAAUAAUAAGACAAUUUCGACGUGACCUUCUUAAAGUUGCUCAAACAACCGGUACAUGGAUUAUUACCGGUGGCAUGGAUACAGGUAUUAUGAAACUUGUUGGUGAGAUUGUUCAAAUAAAUCCUGAUCCUUCACGACCCAUUCCUUUAAUUGGUAUUGCUACUUGGGGUUAUGUAUCCGGUCAUGAACAACUCGAUGCUCAGGGUAUACAUGCAUAUUAUUCUAAAUCUCUUAGUAACAAAAAGGGCGAAGCACCACUUGAACCAAAUCAUACAAAUUUUAUUUUUGUCGAUGAUGGAAGUGAAAGGACACAUGGUGGAGAAAUAGUCUUUCGUGGUAAACUUGAAAAAGCUAUUUCAAAUGGAUUUUUUUCAUCAAAAACUCAAACAGAUGCUUUGACUGCAUAUCGAACUCUUGUUGCAGCUCAAUCUCUACGAACUGACUCUUCAGAUAUAGCACCAGUACCUGUUGUUCUUAUUGUUGUUGAAGGUGGUCCGAAUACAAUUCGAACAGUUAAAGAAGCAGUAGUUGAAAAUAAUAUUCCAGCUGUUUUUCUCGAUGGAACAGGUCGUUGUUGUGAUUUAUUUGCUAAAGCACUUCAUCUUUAUAAAGAACAUUAUCAACAUGAUGAACUUGCUAAUGAAACAUUAAUAAAAACUAAUUUAAGUUUUUCAUUUAGCCGUGAUGAAGAAAUAAAAAAUAAACUUCGUGAAGAACUUAAAGAUGCUGUUUAUGCAAUCGAUGGUCCAAGUGAUCCAUCAACUCCAACGAAUAAAAGAAACGACUCUUUUGAAUUAGUUUAUGAAUGUCUUCAUAAACGAAGAAAUUUCUUAAAUAUUAUCAAUCUUUAUUCACGUGAUUCAAUAGAGCUUGAUUUUGAUUUAAUUAUUUUAAAAGUACUAUUAAAUGCUACAUCUGGUAGUGAUACAUCUAAACAAAAUAUGCAACGUAAACUUGAAAAACAAUUAUAUUUAGUUUUAGAAUGGAAUCGUGAGGAUAUAGCUAAAGAUUUUGUGAAAAAUGACGCAGACUGGAACAUUAAUUUACGUAAAUUAUUCCUAUUGGCACUCAGGCAUAAUCGAGCAGCAUUUGUUGAAUUAUUUCUUGACCAUGAUUCUUCAUUAAUGAAUAUAUUUAAUGAUCCGUCUGAACUUCGUGAACUUUAUAUGGAUACUGAUGAAAUGAAAGAAGUAAAUGAAAUUGAAAAAUGUACAUAA
Messenger RNA from Rotaria sp. Silwood2, 1476 nucleotides. Lineage: Eukaryota; Metazoa; Rotifera; Eurotatoria; Philodinida; Philodinidae. The record is from the annotation of a GenBank genome assembly.